CCUGGCAGCCUGGCCUGGCCCGCCCCAGCCUGCCCUGGGCCCCAGCCGCCCCAGCCCGCAGCCCAGCCCCACCAGCCUGGCCUGCGCCCCAGCCUGGGCUCCAGCUGCCCCACCAGCCCUGCGCCCACCAGCCCUGCCCCCAGCCUCUCCCAGCCCCCGCCCAGCCCCUGUGCCCAGCCCGCCCUCAGCUGCCCCAGCCCCUGGCCCCAGCCCGCCUGCCCCCAGCCUGCCCAGCCCCGUCAGCCUGCCCCAGCUCAGCCCUGCCGCCUGCCCCAGCCCUGCCUGCCCCAGCCCGCUCAGCCUGCCCAGCCCCAGCCUGCCUCAGCCUGCUCAGCCCCUGCCUGCUCAGCCUGCCUGCCGCCCGCCUGCCCGUCCGCCCUGCCCCAGUCCCCAGCCCCCAGCCUGGCCCAGCCCGUCUCAGCCUGCCUGCCUCCAGCCUGCCCCAGCCUGCUCAGCCCGCCCAGCCUGGGCCCAGCCCUGCCCAGCCCGCUCAGCCUGGCUCCGCCCAGCCCCGCCAGCCUGUCCCAGCCCUGGCCUGUCAGCCUGGCUCCAGCCCCGCCCCAGCUCCGCCCCAGCCCGCUCAGCCUGGGCCCUGCCCCACCUGCCAGCCUGCCUGCUCCGCACCAGCUGCUCAGCCUGCCCUGCGCCUGCCCCAGCUCGUCUCAGCCCCCAGCCCCAGCUCCCAGUCCUGCCUGUGCCCGUCAGCCCCAGCCCAGCCCGCCCAGCCUGCCCCAGCCUGGGCUCAGCCUGCCUGCCCAGCUCAGCUCAGCCUCUGCCUGCUCAGCCCUGUGCCUCAGCCUGCUCAGCCUGCCCGUGCUCAGCCUGGCUCCAGCCCCACCAGCCUGGCUCCCAGCCUGGCUCCCUGCCCUGCCCAGCCUGCUCCCAGCCUGCCCCCAGCUCCUCAGCUCCGUCUCAGCCCCCAGCUCAGCUCAGCCUGCCCUGGCUCAGCCCCAGCCCGCUGCCUGGCCUGCCCUGCCCGCCCCCUGCCUCAGCUCAGCCUGCCUGCGCCAGCCUGCCCCAGCUCCGUCAGCCCCCCAGCCCACCAGCCCGCCCAGCCUGCCCAGCCUGCCCCAAAGCCUGCCCCAGCUCCCAGCCUCCCGCCUCAGCUCCGCCCUGCAGCCCCAGCCUGGCCCCAGCCUCCGUCCUGCCCGUCUGCCUGCCAGCCUGCCCUGGGCUCCAGCCCCUGGCCCAGCCUCCGCCACCAGCCCUCCCAGCCUCCUCAGCCCGCCCAGCCCGGCCUGCCCUGCCCUGCCCAGCCCUGCCCAGCCUGCCCAGUCCUGGCUCAGCCUGCCCAGCUGCCCAGCUCAGCCCCGCUCAGCUGCCUGCCUCCCGCCUGCCUGCCUGCCUGCCUGCUCAGCUCACUCAGCCCGUGUUGCUUAA
Armigeres subalbatus is the source of this 1380-nucleotide messenger RNA. RefSeq lists its product as uncharacterized. NCBI's taxonomy places the organism in Eukaryota, Metazoa, Arthropoda, Insecta, Diptera, Culicidae. The transcript has a single exon. The record is from RefSeq and is a predicted model, not a curated record. The annotation marks the transcript as partial.